Messenger RNA from Austrofundulus limnaeus, 1631 nucleotides. RefSeq lists its product as uncharacterized. The record is from RefSeq and is a predicted model, not a curated record. Bases 118 to 789 code for a protein of 223 amino acids. The transcript has 6 exons. Lineage: Eukaryota; Metazoa; Chordata; Actinopteri; Cyprinodontiformes; Rivulidae.
UUUGUCCUCGUUAGAAUCGUCUCCAUUUUAUACUCUGAGGACUGCUGAAGUACGAAUACGGAAGUUACUGUUCCAGUAACAGACGUCUUUAGUACUACAUUUGAGAAAGUCAUCAAAAUGGGGGACAGUAAAUCAUUGAAAACAAGCAAUCUGUCUGGUUUCCCACGCCCCAAUGGAGUCAUUGGUGCAGCGUACCUAGAAAAGUUGUCAGACUACGUGCUUAAUCAUAGACAUGAAAAGCACGACCUAAAGAGUCCAGCUGGUGCCACCUUGACAAUAGGACCCCUGGAGGACACAGAGUAUAAAGACAAACCCAGCGAGGUGCACGGGUGCAGCAAGUUCUAUCUCCCUACUACAGGUCAAAUGGUGGUCAUCGGUUACGUGGAGGGCACACAGUACCCCUGCGAUCAGCUCAUCCUAAUGAUACACGAGAACGGGAAGCUGUACGGGUAUGAUGGAGAUGAGCUGCACGAGGUGGCGUCCAGUUUGAUGCAUCUAGAUAAAGCUGGGCUAGACUAUCCUGCGUCCAAGAGCUACUACUACAGCGAGGCCUUCAAAGAUGUGACCAUGGAGUUCUGGGACAAGGUGAGGACUAGUCCUCGAGUGAAGAAGGCUGAGGAGGAGCACCGUGAACUGGUUGCUUCACGCAAAUCCAAAGUUGCAGAGUUGAUUGAAAAGAGCAAGGCGAAACAGAGGUUACGUAAGCAACGUUCAGCCGUCUCACAAUCCUGUCACAAGCUCCCCACAAGCCUCUCACAAGCCCCCCAGCCUAUCUCCAGCCCCUCGUAGUACAUGCUGAACUUGGAGACAAGUCUGUGUGAGCGCGCUGGUUCUACAGUGGCCCAGCUUGAGCUCUGACUUGAACUCUUCUCAAACGUGACCCAAAAGCGGCUCCACCAGCAGUCCCCGUCCAGCUAGACUGAGCUGGAGCAGGUUUGCUGGGAAAGAAGAGAAGGCUGGAGCUCCGAGAAGGAGUUAUCUGCGGAAUCAAAGUGGGCGUGUCACAAGAGUGGGCGUGUCACAAGAGUGGGCGUGUCACAAGAGUGGGCGUGUCAAAAGCAUAAACACUGUGGGCUACGAGGCCUACAUGACGGUAUCCUUAGAUCCUGCUUGAUGUCUUUACAKCCUGACCCUGACCCCAACACUAAGGUUAACCAGGAGAAAUGUGACCCAAGUAGGGGUCUCCAGCAAAAGUGGUGCCGUAUAGUAACGCCCCUUUUGUUCUUGUCCAAUCAGGUGGUGCCGUACGGUAUCAUCCCUUUUUUGCUUGUCCAGUCAGGUGUGUCCCUUUGACAAAGUCCGUCAAAUCAGGUGUGUCGCUUUAGAAUCGCCUUUCCUUGUGACACGCCCACUCGUCCGCAGAGACCCCGACUUGGGAGCUUCGGGUCCCGGUCCAGGUGUGCAACGCAUCAAACUCAAAAGGUUGGAAGUGCUGCCAAAGAUGCUUCAGCUCAGAACAAAGUUGAAAGUCUGAAUUUGUGUGGAAAUGUUUUUUUUUUUUUCAGUGUGUUUAAGAAAAAACACUUUUGCUUUGUCAUUACAAAGUAUUGAAUGUGAUACGUCUCACAAUGUGAGUGCACAUGCACAAAAAUACAGACCUGCUUUGAGUUUUGAGACUGAAGCACGUCUAA